This is a messenger RNA of Mus caroli (Ryukyu mouse), 2720 nucleotides long. RefSeq names its product long-chain-fatty-acid--CoA ligase ACSBG2. Lineage: Eukaryota; Metazoa; Chordata; Mammalia; Rodentia; Muridae. The record is from RefSeq and is a predicted model, not a curated record. Gene Ontology annotation, molecular function: long-chain fatty acid-CoA ligase activity. Gene Ontology annotation, cellular component: endoplasmic reticulum; membrane.
GAAGGUUCCAGAAGCCUGAAUUAUGGAGUUGUGUUGGGUGGGAACCCAUCUACCACCAUCACCCUGGCUAGACUGAGGGGUGACCAGAGCAAGAAGGGGACAACACACACUAACACACACACACACACACACACACACACACACACACACACGGGCUUCUGGGACCACCCACCACUGACCAACUCUGUGGAAGGAGAACUACCUUGCUGACCAGAUGUCUCCAUCUGUGACACCUGGCCACCUUGCGAAAGUUGUCAUCAGGCAUGACUAAGCAAUCCCAAGGUCUAGGCAGACAUCACCAGUGGAUUGGAAGUUGGCCCCUCUGCUGUUCUUGCCAAAACGUCUCUGUUUCCUUCAUUGGUUUAUCAUCUGUGGGCCCCGCAGCACUGUGACAAAUACUUCUUGUGAAUCUGCAAAGGCUGGACCACCAAUGACUCAAGAGAAGAAGGCGGAAGACCUUGAGAGAGGCACAGACACCACCUCAGCUGUUCCCAGGCUGUGGAGCACCCACUGUGAUGGAGAAGUGCUCCUGAGGCUGUCCAAACAUGGUCCAGGCCAUGAGACCCCGAUGACCAUCCCUGAGCUGUUCCAGGAAUCUGCUGAGCGAUUCAGCGCUUAUCCGGCCCUAGCCUCAAAGAACGGCAAAAAGUGGGACACGAUGACAUUCAGUCAGUACUAUGAACUGUGUCGAAAGGCAGCCAAGUCUCUGAUCAAGCUCGGCCUGCAGCGCUUCCACUGUGUCGGCAUCCUGGGCUUUAACUCGGUCGAGUGGGUCGUUGCUGCUCUGGGCACUAUCUUGGCUGGGGGCCUCUGUGUUGGUAUUUAUGCCACCAACUCGGCUGAUGCCUGCCAGUACGUCAUCCAGCAGGCCAACGUGAGUAUCUUGAUAGUGGAGAAUGACCAACAGCUGCAGAAAAUCCUGUCGAUUCCACCAGACAAGAUGGAGACCGUGAAAGCCAUUGUGCAGUACAAGCUGCCCUUGAUGGAAAGCAUCACAAACCUGUACUCGUGGCAUGACUUCAUGGAGCUAGGGAACGCCAUCCCAAAUAUCCAGCUGGAUCGGGUCAUCCUGAGCCAGAAGGCCAACCAGUGUGCUGUCAUCCUCUACACCUCUGGGACCACAGGGACCCCCAAAGGCGUGCUGCUGAGCCAUGACAACAUCACAUGGACGGCAGGGGCAAUGGCGCAAGAGAUGGAGAUAAACCGCAUCUCAGGGAAGCAGAAUACAAUAGUCAGCUACCUGCCCCUCAGCCACAUAGCAGCCCAGCUCACAGACAUCUGGAUCCCCAUCAAGAUCGGGGCACUCACUUUCUUUGCUCAACCAGAUGCACUCAGGGGCACCUUGGUGUACACGCUUCAGGAAGUGAAGCCUACAUUUUUCAUGGGGGUGCCACGCAUCUGGGAAAAGAUGCAGGACACCAUCAAGGAAAACGUGGCCAGGUCCUCCCGCCUGAGAAAGAAGGCAUUUGCAUGGGCGAAGAUGCUUGGCUUGAAGGUCAACACCAAGCGGAUGCUGGGGAAGCGAGACAUCCCCAUGAAUUACCGCAUGGCAAAGGCCCUUGUGUUCGCGAAGGUCAGGACCUCCCUGGGCUUAGACAACUGCCAUGCCUUCUUCAGCAGUGCUUCGCCCCUCUCUCAGGAUGUCUCCGAGUUCUUUCUCAGCCUGGACAUCCCCAUUGGUGAGAUCUACGGGAUGAGUGAGUGCUCCGGACCCCACACAGUCUCCAACAAGAGUGUCUACAGAGUUCUGAGCUGUGGCAAGGUCCUAAGUGGCUGUAAGAACAUGCUGUACAACCAGAACAAAGAAGGCGUGGGUGAGGUGUGCAUGUGGGGCCGGCAUGUCUUCAUGGGCUACCUGAACAAGGAGGAGGCCACAUUGGAAGCACUGGAUGAAAAUGGCUGGCUGCACUCUGGGGACAUUGGCCGCCUGGACAGCCACGAUUUCCUUUAUAUCACUGGCCGCAUCAAAGAAAUCCUGAUAACCGCUGGUGGUGAGAAUGUAUCCCCCAUCCCCAUUGAGACCCUGGUAAAGGAGAAGAUCCCCAUUAUCAGCCACGCCAUGCUGGUGGGCGACAAGGCCAAAUUCCUGUGCAUGCUGCUGACGCUGAAGUGUGAAACAGACCGGAAGAGCGGAGAGCCCUUGAACAAGCUGAGCCUGGAGGCCAAAAGCUUUUGCCAGACGCUGGGUAGCCAAGCAACCACUGUGUCGGACAUUUUGAAGAGUCGAGACCCAGUGGUCUACACAGCCAUCCAAUAUGGCAUAGACAUCGUGAAUCAGCAAGCGAUGUCUGACUCACAUAGAAUUCGAAAGUGGAUCAUCUUGGAGAAGGACUUUUCGAUCCAGGGUGGGGAGCUGGGACCGACAUCAAAACUUAAGAGAAAUGUGAUAACCCAGAAAUACAAAGCACAGAUUGAUAGCAUGUACUUGUCAUAAUGACUGUGACAGGAGCGUCUUCCUGUCCUCAUGCCUCCAACAGAUCAGCCUCAUCUCAAUGGAGAACAUCGUCCCCACCAGGAAGCCACACCCCCGCUGCUCUGCUUCCAAAGGAUGCCCACAGUAGAGACAACAAGCCUUCCAGGCGGAGAGUGGAACGACUUCGUGCAGCUGUGACUGGCUCUUCCUCUCCUAGGACUCUGUAUUCGAAAAGAGGUGUGAAGACCCAGAGCCCAAAACACCUUCCUGGGAGCAGCAUGGAAACCCCUCAAAUAAGUAGUCAGGA